AUGGGGCUCACGAGUCGGAAGUUUUCCUUCUCUUCGCUGCGCAUUAAGACUUCUACGCAAGCGGCAGAAGCACCCACAGAUUAUGACAUAGAUACAUCCCCACCCUACAGCCCAACAGAGUCCGAGAUGGAGCGGCCGAGCGUACAACCACACAUGCUGAUUGACUUGCGUCAUGCAUGUGCCAUCAUAGUAAACGAGACCAAUCCUCCAGAUCCAGAUGAGGAGCCAGAUCACCGAGAAACAUUGAGGAAACACGAAGAGGAGCGCAAGGCCAGACAUGCUGCUCAAGCUCGUCUCGCGAAACCACAAAAGAUUGAUGUCAAGUCACAACAGGCAUCGGCAAAUCGUGCUGAGCAACGUCUGAACGAGAAAGCGCAGAAGGCAUAUGCCCGCAAGGUGGAGACGGAGGCUAGGAAGGAGCUUGCGAGGAAAGUGGAAUCUCGAAUGGCUAUGGGUCGAAAGGAGCAGUCUCAAAUUCGGCAACCAGAAAAUCGAGAGGAGCAUCCCCGACAGGAAAAAGCUACAAAAUAUGAAACCCGCCGUCCUCGUGAGGAUAUCCCGUUGUUCGGACCGGAAGGCGCGGCUUCUUAUACCAGUGCGAUUCCCAAGACUGCAAGCUACGAGGCUCUGCACGGACAGCGGAGACCUUCGGAGACUGGAAGUGCCGCAAGAAUCGAGUUCCUCCCACCAGUACAUGCCACCAUAGUCAACAACAGUCGACCCAAACCGCGAGAGGCUGUCGAGCCGCCCGAGCCAGUCAACACCGCAAUAUCUAACAACGUCAAGGGCAAGCAAAGAGAGUCUGAUCUCAUCGAACUAUCACCGGUAGCCACAACUAGCAACUUCAAAGGCAAGCAAAAGGAGUUGGAUGGGUCGAACGGGCCAACACAUACAGCAAUCUCCGAAGGCCUCAAGGCCACGCUGAAAAAGAUGGAGCGACCCGUCCAGCCAACGCGCACAAUGUCGAACAGUACCAAUUCAAAGCAGAAGGAAAUUGAAUCUUUAAUGGAUCGAAUUGAUCCAAAACCACCCCAAAUCUUAACAACCAGCAAUCCUCGAAGAAAACAGAAAGAGGUGGAAGACCCUGCACUCAACCACAUCCGUGAUAGUCUCCACUUCCGGCCCAAAACCUCGGCUGCUGCUUGUAUAGACUACAGUGGUGCAUCAGGCGAAUCAAGCAAGUCGACCUCCCGCUCGUAUACAGACUACGACAACAAAUUUCCACGCCCAACUUCGACUGCAGCGACUUCAGCGGCCCUCACACCUGGCGACGAUAAAAAAGCCCCCUCAUUCGACUACAACAGGCGUCCAUCGUAUGGUUCGUCUCAUCAUAGACGACCGUCCGACGAAUCUCACCAGAGCGAAGAAAGCGAACAAGCUAAGCUCUGGAGACGAAAGAAGCUUCUGAUUCAGCAGGCCGAGGACAGGUACAACAACAGCGGACGUGCAGCCAGACCAGGCAGCCGCGCAUCCAAGAGGUCAAGGUCCAAACUUUCUAUGAGGGAAGACAGCGACUCGGAAUACGAACGGCCUUUGAGCAGGGCCAGCAGCAUAGGGAGCAGUAUAGCCUCCGGAAUCAGCAACUACAUCAGACCUCGCGCAAGCCAAGACAGUAUGCGUUCUGGGUUUUCCAAUGCUUCCGGUCUGUCGCGAUCGGGUAGCCGAAGUAGCAGCGUUGGCCGACGCGGCAGUUGGUGGAAAGGAAGUGGCCUGCGAAGGAAGGGCAGCUGGAGCUCCUUUCGUAGCGCAAGGCCUGAGGAAGAAGAGCCAAGGAAGCUUAAGAAGAACGGCGGACCCAAUCUCAACAGACCGUUGCCUGCGUUGCCUGGUCUGGAUCAAUACAAAGAGGCUAAGACGCACAUUGGACAGCUUAUGAAGUCCGGCGGCCGUGGGCGCAAGGCGAAGAGAGAGCAAGAGGUGUCAGGGGCGAACCCAUACGCUCGGGACCAAACGCGUGGCCAUGUGAAGAAAGAUUCGAUCUCCGCGCCAAUCGUCUCCAAUGAUGGCAUAGAGCGCACUUUACACCGCUACCGUGGCGCGUCCGUCGAACAUCUACGUGGCCCUGGGAACCUCUCCCAGCAGCCUUCUAUCAAUAAUAUGCGAUCAGGAUCUCCUUACAUGAGCUCCCUGUCCCAGACACGGCAGGAGAACCCUUUCGGCCGACCAGAAUCUCCCCCUUCUCGGUCUUAUACACGGCACGAAGAUCCUAGCCCCUCUUACCUUAAACGGCCAGAUUCACCUCUCCAAAGGAACCCCACAAGACCAGACGACCCCUACUCGCGCUCUCAAAGUCGACAACAGGGACAGUCCCCAUACGACGACGUUCGCUAUGAAAGCUGUGAGGAAACCAUGAAGAAGGCCGCCAGACCUCGUGCAGGCUCCAAUCAGACCGGCUCGUCGAGGAGCAAGUUGCAGAAGCAGCCGCCGCCUAUGAUUCGCGGUCCAAGCUACCAAAAAGAAGUUGAAACGGGUAUCUAUCCGAGGCCUAUGGAGGUGAACAGGGAUGCCAAUAUGUAUGCGAAUGUUUUGAACACGCCUGGUGUGACGGUCCUGGAAAGUCCGAACAAAGGAAAGAAGAUGGAAGAGGGAGGGGAGUGGGAAAGAAAGGGCGGUGCGAAGGGGAGGUUGGGAAGGAUGUUUGGCAGGAAAGAGAGUGCUGGCAGGAUGGUAACUGCUAAUUGA
This is a messenger RNA of Letharia columbiana, 2682 nucleotides long. RefSeq lists its product as uncharacterized. The transcript has 2 exons. The record is from RefSeq and is a predicted model, not a curated record. Lineage: Eukaryota; Fungi; Ascomycota; Lecanoromycetes; Lecanorales; Parmeliaceae. Bases 1 to 2682 code for a protein of 893 amino acids.